AUGGCCUCUAGUACUACAGAUUCCGAGGAGUAUCAUUCCUCGGGCUCCUAUCAGGAGACCUACACACGCGGAAGCGACGAGACCGACGACACUGAGACACCAGGCCAGAUGCGUGGGCGCAAGCGGCGCGCGAGUGAAAUGGAGGAUGACGGGAGCGAAAAUACAGCCCCAGGAGCUGAAAGAGCAAAUCGUUACCGCGAAGUACAAUCCGAAGCCGAACCUGAAUACGAAUAUGAGAACAAAUCUGCGUACGAAUAUGAAGAUAAAUCUGCGUACGAAUAUGAAGAUAAAUCUGUAUACGAAUAUGAAGACAAAUCUGUAUACGAAUAUGAAGACAAAUCUGUAUACGAAUAUGAAGACAAAUCUGAAGACAAACCCGAAGAGAAAUCUGAAAUGCCACCGGUCGACGCGAAUUUCACUAUCGUGGGCCCUGCGCCGCCCAGGCACAGGAUGGCCACUGCGGGGGACGACGGCGACGUCGUGCUUUUGGAGGACUUUCCGCUGGAAAUGGCUGAUCUCUCCAUCGACUUUAGUAUAAGACCGGGCUCGGCGUGGCAGAGUGUUCGCAGGUUCAAAAAUGCGCCGUUCAGCGAACCUUACAAUGACAGCUACACGGUAGGCGAAUUUGUGUACGUCAAUCGCCACGACCCCGGCCCCCCUGCACCUCCAGCCGAUGCAUCAGAGGACGAGAAAUUACAGUGUGACAAGGACAACUUGUGGGUGGGCUUAAUAGCUGAGUUCAGAGGCGGGGCUUCUAAGGUCCUCGUGCGGCUGUUCUGGCUAUACUGGCCACAUGAACUACCCAUGGGUCGACAGCCAUACCAUGGCAAACGAGAGUUAGUGUUGAGCAAUCAUGUUGACAUCGUCGAGGCCCAUACAAUAUCAGGGCAUGCCGAAGUCAGCCAUUGGGAUGAAGAGGAUGACUCGAACAAGACCGUCCUCCGAGAGAGAUACUGGCGCCAAACCCUUAACAUCACAGCGUCCCCCGCUAAGAUGCUCAGCAAGCUCCGGCAAUUCUGCACCUGCAACGGCUACGACAAUCCCAAGCUGGACACGUACCAGUGCCGGGACUGCAGCAUGUGGAACCACGAAGCUUGCUUGAUCGCCGACCUCGAAAAGAGGGCGUGGGAGAAAUUCAAGAAGGGGUCGUUAUCGCACGAAGUAGAAGUGAUGGAAUCUGAAGGGACAUGGACUGGAAAUAUUAUCGAGACGCGUUCCUGUGGGGUCAAGUCAACAUCGAAGCAAAAGAAGCCGUGGAAAGGCAAACUGGUGGGCAGGAUCUAUCGAGCUCAACAGAUUGAUGAAGAUGAAUACAGGCAUCGUGUGCAUUGA
Messenger RNA from Cladophialophora bantiana CBS 173.52, 1332 nucleotides. RefSeq lists its product as uncharacterized. The record is from RefSeq and is a predicted model, not a curated record. Lineage: Eukaryota; Fungi; Ascomycota; Eurotiomycetes; Chaetothyriales; Herpotrichiellaceae. Gene Ontology annotation, molecular function: chromatin binding. The coding region runs from base 1 to 1332 and encodes 443 amino acids. The transcript has 2 exons.